AAGAAAGGAAAGAGCGAGACUUUGGAAGGGAAGAGAAGGAAAGAAGAUAGAGAAAUUGAGAAAAAAAUAAGUAAACGAAGAAACUGAGGAGCCGAACUUUGGAAAGGAGGGAGAAGAAAGACGACAACGGGGGAGAGAUAAAAAAAUGCUUGAAGAAAGUAAGGAAGGAUGAAGAUGACGAGGAAGUGGUAAAAAAAAAAGGGAUGAAGUGAAGAAGGUAACGGGUGUGUGUGUGUGUGUGUAUCUUCAGCUUUCAUAAUUGAACUGAUGCGAAGAAGGAACCCGCAGUGAACGAAGGAAGAAAGAAGGAAACGAAGAAGGAAGUGAAGGAAUGUGGUGGCGGUGGUGGUGGUGCUGUGGAAUCGUUUGAAAAGUUACCACCCGCGGCGCUGCAUGACCCCGAUUUUGUGACGCGGUGUUAGUUUAUCAGUUUGUCUCAGCACCACCAACCAAUCAAGUGAAGUGGAGACACCAAGACUUCAGUCUGAGGUGGAGUGACUGCGUGUGUUCGUGCGUGGGGUGUGGAUGGUGAAAAGACGAGGUGGAGACAUUGACGCGGUGGUGGUGGAGGUGGUGUCGAUUAGUGGUGGUGGCACUAGAGGUGAUAGAUGAUGCUAGCCUCUGGUAGUGAUGUUGGGGAGUGGUGUUUGUGUAGCUACUGUGACCCUAAGCUGGAAUCACCACCACCACCCCCACCUCCACCCCCGCCACUGCCCCUACGCCAUCACCACCAGCACCACCACCACCCACACCAACCCCUACCACUACCACCGUCACCCUCACCCCCUCCUCUCCCUCUGUGGCACUACGAGGCAAGCUGCAGCACUCUGAACAGCAUCAGCAGCAUCAGCACCAACAGCAGCACCAGCAAUAGCAGAUUCGUCGCUUUCCACCCGCCAAGCUACCCAACCACCAACACCAUCUCCUCCACCACCACCACUCAGCCGCUCCACCAGUACCACCAGCACCCCCUGCAGCCUCCGCCCCCACCACCACCCCUUCGCCAACACCAGCAGCAGCGCCUCCACCAGCAGAAUCUUCAGGAGGACCCUUAUGAGAUGAAACUGUCGUCUGAAAUGGCCACGGCUUUCCUUCUGUCUCUCGAUCUCCUUCAUCCGUGUCACCCACAGCGAAGGGUCAUCCAGCAGGCACUGAAAGCCGUCUAUCCCUCCAUCCGGGACCCUGGUGGGAGUCUGGGGGGUGGAGGGGGCACUAAAAUACCCUGACAUGCCCCCCCUGCUACCACCCACACCGUCCCCCUCUCCGUCCACCACCACCACCACCACCACUACCGCCGCCACCACCACCACCACCAGCAGUACCAACAACACCACCACCACCACUACCCUCGUCGGCACCACCACCACCACCACCACCACUACGGCGUUCCCGUCAUGGCUGCCUUAUCCUCUCUUCGGUCCCGAGCCAGGUGGAGGAGGGAGUCACAACGGCGAGGGAGGCCUUGGAGGAAUGGGAGGAGGCGGAGGAGGAGGGCGGGGAGGGGGAGGAGGAAGCACCGGUAGUGGGAGGGGGGGAGGAAGAGGCCCUGAUGAAGGGGAACUCGGAGCUUACUGGGAACUUCUGGACGCUGAAAUCCGACCCGUGAAGCCUCUGCCCGCAUGCCCCGGAGUCACAGAAGAUAUUCAACGAGCACAAGGAGAUGGCCGGCAAGUACCUGGUCCUACAGCAGGAGAUCUUCAACCUGAGGCAACGAAAGACUGCUCUGGAGGAGAAGUUGUCCCAGGCGGAGAAGCUGGAGAGCAUUGGGAACCAGCGGUACCAGGACAAGAUACAGGAGCUGGAGAGCAAGAGGCAAAACCUGCGGCACACCCACAGCAAAUUGAGGCAACAGCUGGAGCAGAUCCGCACCAGGCAGGAGGAGCAGCGGCAAAGACAGCAGCAAGAGGAGGAGGAGGAUGGCGUAGGGGAGCCCACCCUGGACCUCCCCCUCACUCCUCCCUGAAACCUUGCACUGCAUCUUCUCGUGUGUGAUGCAACUGGUGGUGUUCCUCUCAGCCAUAGAUGGUUUGGCAUGAAGGGAGGGAAGUGGGUUGUGGGUGAAGAAGUGGAGAUACCUGUGGCAAAUCUGGUGUCUUGUGCCUACUGAGUGAAGGCAGUGAUGUUUGUGGGUCCAGAGAGAGAGAGAGAGAGAGAGAGAGAGAGAGAGAGAGAGAGAGAGAGAGAGAGAGAGAGAGAGAGAGAGAGAGAGAGAGAGAGAGAGAGAGAGAGAGAGAGAGAGAGAGAGAGAGUGUGUGUGUGUGUGUGUGUGUGUGUGUGUGUGUGUGUGUGUGUGUGUGUGUGUGUGUGUGUGUGUGUGUGUGUGUGUGUGUGUGUGUGUGUGUGUGUGUGUGUGUGUGUGUGUGUAGGACAAUAGAAGCUAUGGACUUCUUUUUUGCCUCCACCAGAGUGCAAAGGUUAGGAGAGAUGAAAGAAAAUCCAAACAGUGGAAGUAUUGAUGAGUGAGAAAAUCCAGUGUCCUGUGAUGAUGCUACAAGUGAUGAGCUGAGGGAGGUGAAGGAGGCUCAUUCACUCUAUGAAGGAAAAAUCACUUGUGAAGGAGCUUUCCUUCACUUGUUUACUCAAGAGUACAGACUUGAGGCAAUAAUGGGAGUAAUAAAGGCUGUUGUGAGAGGAGAGGUGGUGGCAUGGUGCUGUGUUGACAUGAGAACCAAGUGACUCUCUCCUUCUGACCAAAGCUGUUGUUUUUUAAAUGAUUUGUAUUAGUUACAAAUUAUUUAUUUCACUUUUGAGUACAUUUGCAUAAGUUGGUGUAAAGUGUCCCUGAUUUUUAAUAUAUUUUAUGUAUACUUGCUUUUUACCAUAUGUGUUGUUUAUGUGUGUGUGUGUGUGUGUGUGUGCACAUGUAUGUAUGUGUAUAUAUGUGAUUAUGUGAAUUUAGUCAAUUAUUUAUAGGAUAUUUUGUAUCAUCUGUGUAGUAUGGUGAUGUAGCUGAUGAGAAGUUUACUGUGUUAAAUUAUUAUGAUUGAUGGAGAGGAUUAGAUAAUGAUAUGUCAGUUGAAGAUGUGCAAAAAAUAAAUAAAUAGCUAAAUAAAAUAGAUAAAUAAAUCAGUGUCAGGAAGUGUCACAUCAGGUCUUAGUGGUGGAAGUAUAAAGUAUUAGUGGGAGGCAUUGUAAGUUAGUAGUACAAUGAGGCAGUACUGAGACAAGAGGAGCUGGGAGGGGAAUAAACAGGUACCACUCAAGGCCACAGCAUACAGACAUGGCAGAAAAUUGCUUGACAUUCCUUACAGGUCACAGUAAAAAAAUGUGCUUGUAUAGCCUGGUUCUUGAGUGGCACUUGUCAAAUAUGGAUGGAUUUUGGAUUCAUUUGAAGGAAUGCUUGUGAUUGAUGUGAGUGAGGCAUAAGGUUUUUUAAGGUGCAGUUGCAUGAUGAUGGCUGCAAGUGAGUGGCCAUAAUGAUUGUUGGGUAGGAAAGAGAAAAGACAUUGGCCUGUAUUCUGUCCAUUUGAAUAAGUUAUUAUUAGUGCUCAUAUUCCUGGCUGUUUGAAGGUCCUCUUGUAAAUUUAUCUUUGUAAUUGAAUUACAUAUUGAAUUUGUGAUCAUUGAGAAAUUUUUUGCUUGAUGUUUCAACUUGAGGGAUGAUCAGUGAAACAGUUGGUUCGCUGAGUAAGUGUGGGAUGAAACUGGACUCCUUCCACCUCAUUACAUUGUCAGUUCUAAUGAACAAUGUGCAAAGAGGCCAACAACAUGCUCAUGACUGUUCUUGCACCACUUGUGAUUCAUAAAUGCAACUACAGGCAGAAUUUGUUUGCAUUAUUAUUGUAUGUAAAUAGUACAGGUGACUUAGUGUAUGGGAAAGUGAGUGAAAAUUUUGUAAUCAGUCAUUUCAUCUUGUGAAAUUACUUUGUGUGUGUGUGUGUGUGUGUGUGUGUGUGUGUGUGUGUGUGUGUGUGUGUGUGUGUGUGUGUGUGUGUGUGUGUGUGUGUGUGUGUGUGAGAGGUGACGACAGGCACCAGUUUUGAGAAGGGGUCUGUGGGUGGUGAGGGAGGGAGAGAGGGGGGGUGGCAUACUUGUCUUCGCUCAUAUUUUGAGUGCAAUAAAAACUAAUAUUACACAGAAAAAGCAGCACAUUGUCAUGCAAUACUUCCCCUAUAAAUGAACAGUAAGUAAGGCUGCCUUCACUCAAGCACUUUCUAGAAACAGCUGCAGGUAAAUGGGAGCCUUGGAUGUGUUGUAUGAUGUCCAAGCCAACAAGAACAUUGGUAUCCUUUCUGGCUGGUAGUGGCAGUGGGAGCUGAAACACACAGGAACACUUGUGAAGGCAGCCUAACUAACUGUAUGUAGUAAUAUUUCCACUGCCCUGUUUGAAAUAUUUCACAGUUGAAGUAUUAUUUUACAACACUUAAUUUACUUUUACAACGAAGAUAUUUAGUGUUUCUUCUGUAAGCUGUGUGUGUGUGUGUGUGUGUGUGUGUGUGUGUGUGUGUGUGUGUAAGGUUAUUGUAACAGUCUUCUUGUGUUGUCCCAAACAGUAUUGAGAGACACAAGAUAUCCUGAAAAAAAGGCUGUAUUAGCUUUGAUUAGUUGGAGCAGCAGCAAAGUGUGUGUAGUAGAUAUGUGGAUGAAAAUUUUAUACAUACAAGUCAUAGGUUCUCUAUAUGCUAUGAAAAUUAAAACAUAGAAAAAUAAACCAUUCCAAAAUUACACGUUGAAUGCAGUGCACCUCACGAGGCAGACCAUGGUGAAAAAGUGAUGUGUGGAGUAGAGCUAGCUCCUGCAUGCCUACAUCUAAACUGGGCUGGGUUCUUCCUUAAGGGGAACAGAAAUAAAGAGGUCCAUUUUAGUUGGCUUAUAUGAGAGCACUAGAACACAAUAGUGAGUGGUAUUCUUCCAACCUUGCUACACAAAAAAAUACUUUUAAAUAGUACUAAGUAGUUCUGCUUCACAGUUACUUCUGACAUCAAAAUUUAUGGCAACGAACAGCAAAAUGGUGAAAUUAAAAUUUUAGCCAUGAUCAAAGAAAAUAUAAAUGUUAUUCCUUCACCCAGUAAAUUGAAUGAAGCAUAUUUAUUCUUAAGCUUGAUUUGAGGCGCAAGAGGAUCAAUUAAAUUAUUACUUUGGCCGAUGAUUUCAAAGAGUGACCCAGCUUCCCACUUCUAAGUUUCACCACACUGCUGUAAUGAUUCAUGGUAGUGACACACAGGAUAUGAUAAAAUACUGCAUCUUGGCAGGCCACUCUCAACUGGCCACUGUUCCAAUGUCUUCCAGUUACAAGUUACAGCAAUAAAACUCACUGAAAACUGCAUCAAACUCAGGAUUAACUGUCUCAUCCAUGAGUCAUUACAUUACAAAAUCCUACUUUUCUACUUAUAUCUGAUGCUUGUUCCUAACCUGGGAAAUAUUCAUCCAUAAAAUUCGUUUCUACACAAAUAAUUAUGAAAAAUGUAUACUAAUUAUAUAUAAGAUAUGACGAAGCGAGAAGAAAAAGCAAGAAAAAGUAUCUACCAGACCGGCAAUCCCACACGGGGUGGCACAGAGCACCACACACGUACUUAUAUUAUUCACAUUCUUAGCCCCAUUGAUCCUUAGUGAGAAGGGGUAGUCUUGUGGACCAUCAUACUACACCCUAGGAGCUUAGGCAUAGCACAGCUGGACAUACAUCUAUCUACACAGCCAGGCCUGACAACGAACACUAGUAAAAUCUAUAACCAAGUUUAAAAAUUUUUAUUAUAAGAUAACCCUCUUUACUAUGAUGCCUCCUGUGAGAUACAUCAUGACAGUGUAAGCUGAGGGGAAAGGAGGGUGUUCUAUGUAAUGUGGAGGUGAAUAAGAAAGAUGCUUACUGGCAGGAAGGUGAUGGUCACUGGGAUGCAGGGAAGGUGUGUGACAGCUGCUUGGGAUGGCUGGAUGGCAAGUGAAUAGUUGUCGGCCUUUGUUAUGUUAGGUCCAGUAAAUUGUACUAUACUGUAUUAUUGUAUUAUUUGUAUAUAUCAUACAUUGUAUUUUGUACUAAUAAGAAUAAAUUUUCCAUGAA
Scylla paramamosain (green mud crab) is the source of this 5995-nucleotide messenger RNA. RefSeq names its product ras-interacting protein RIP3-like. Lineage: Eukaryota; Metazoa; Arthropoda; Malacostraca; Decapoda; Portunidae. The coding region runs from base 1228 to 1992 and encodes 254 amino acids. The record is from RefSeq and is a predicted model, not a curated record. The transcript is spliced from 5 exons.